Molecule: messenger RNA, 4079 nt
Organism: Sycon ciliatum
Lineage: Eukaryota; Metazoa; Porifera; Calcarea; Leucosolenida; Sycettidae
Product: deleted in malignant brain tumors 1 protein-like
Exons: 19
Coding region: 721-3477 (918 amino acids)
Biological process (GO): peptidyl-lysine oxidation
Cellular component (GO): membrane
Molecular function (GO): protein-lysine 6-oxidase activity; copper ion binding
Source: RefSeq, a predicted model, not a curated record
GGCAAUGGCUUGGCGAUGUUGCCACCUAUAUUUGGAUAUGCAAUGUUAUGUCGCGGGAUGCACAAACAGCAACGACCGACAAGCAAAUGUCCGCGAUCCACCAUGCUACUUCGAACCUUGCCUCAGACCGCCGGCUGAAGAUCAAUGGCUGAACAGAUCGCUUCAUCUCUGUGUCCGGCCGCGGCGACACUUGCCUCUAGCCCGGGAUCCGGUAGGUACAAAUAGCCUGAUAGAAUUGCCAGGACGAGAUCACUUCCAGGACGGUUAAUCAACGUCACACCACCAAGUUCAUUAGUGUCUUGCUGCAUCCUGCCGCAUCAGAUUUAGCCAGAAAGCGGGAAAUAGUGAGAGUAUAGUACCUUGCUCGGUCAAAGUCCUGGUUCGGGAAACACGCCAGGGCAGACAUCACCUUCUCUUCGUUGUGGAUGUUAGUGAAUGUUCUAUCAAGUUCUUUUGAACAGUUGGUUUCUGCUCGAAUCGAGUUGAAGGCGUUUCCUAAGGAGAAGGCAUAGUCCUGUGGGACGGAUUGCGAAGUCUAUCAUCUUUAGCUAGAGAGUUAGACCUCAAUAGUUACGUCCCUUACCUUGGACUAGCGUUAGACCACAGCUGUGGGUGUUGUGCGUGCGUUUUAGAACAGGACAAGCCACAAGUGUGACGUAUCCUGGUGGAUCCAUUGGUGGUUGGUUUGCGGAUUGGAUAUCGUAUUCAGCUCGAGCAGACAUGAAGAGUCUGAUGUCUUCACGGUGGAGUUUCCAUGCACUUCGGGCAUGCGUUCUGCUGUGUCUAAUGGCUACAGGAUCAUGGUGUAUGCCGACAUCGUUAUCUGAGUUCAACUGUAACUUUGACAAUCGCCAAUGCAGAGUACAAUGGAGAACAGGCAGCCAGCCCGGUGCAACAUGGUCGUGGUUGGCAGAACAAGGGAGUACUCCGUCUCGGGGAACUGGACCUGCGGUGGACAAGACCACGGGAACAGCGCAAGGAACGUACAUGUUCUUCGAGGCAAGCUACCCUCGUCGUCAAGGCGACCGUGGUGAGCUGAUGAGUCCCAUGUUGCCGGCGGUUACGAAUGGCUGUCGGCUGCGCUUCUCCUACCAUAUGUAUGGCAGUGGGAUGGGUUCGUUGAGAGUGUUGGCUGUGCAUACACCGGGUCAGAGACCCAGACCACAGGUAUUUUCCGUGUCGGGUAAUCGUGGCAAUCGGUGGCACACAGCCACUGUUAAUCUUCCGGCCAGCGAGGGAGAUUUCUUCAUCAUCUUCCAGGCUAUCCGCGGUACACGCUUCAGCAGUGACAUUGCCAUCGAUGAUGUAGAGUUUGUCGGCUGCACCGGUUUGCCUUCUACGUCUGCAACAACAGCUCCUCCAGGAACAUCUUCUAGGGUUCGCCUGGUUGGUGGUGCCAAUGCAAUGUCUGGCCGUGUGGAGGUUUACCACCUGGGAGAGUGGGGUACAGUGUGCGAUGAUCAAUGGGAGAUCCGUGACGCUAACGUUGUGUGUCGCAGUUUAGGCUAUGGCCUGGCAGAGUCAGCUCAGUGCUGUGCGUCUGCUGGUCGUGGCAGUGGUAGAAUCUGGAUGGAUGAACUCAGAUGCAAUGGUCAGGAAUCGUCGUUGACGGACUGUAUCUUCAAUGCCUGGGGAGCACAUGACUGUGGCCAUGGAGAAGAUGCUGCUGUUGUCUGCUCGGGUGCACUGCCCACGCGUCCAACGGUAGAUCCCACUGCUCCUCAAGCUGACCUGGUGUUCAACGACGCAGAGAUGCUCAGCUCCAUGAAUCUCUACAUCGAACAGCUGACUGCCGAGCAGGUGAUCUGCAGUGCCGAGGAGAACUGCCUCAGUGUCACGCGGGCAGAUAUACUACAGGCCAGUGCAGGUGGACGUCUAUCCAGUCGCCAUCUCCUCAGAUUCACUACAUCGGCGUGGAAUCGAGGCAGCGCCGACUUUACACCACCUCCAGCCGAGCCACAGUGGCAUGCGUGUCAUAGGCAUUAUCAUUCCUUUGAUGACUACGCUACGUAUGACCUGGUUGACUCUGCAGGUGUGAAGCGGGGAUUCGGUCACAAGGCUAGUUUCUGCCUGACAGACUCAGCAUGUGAUCCCGGUGUGCAGCCAAAGUAUGAAUGUGGACUCAACAACCAGGGUAUUUCCAUCAACUGUUCCGAUGCAUACGGUGCUAAUCUAGACUGCCAGUGGGUGGAUAUGACGGGGCUGUCGCCUGGAGUCUAUUGGCUGACGGUACACAUCAACCCUGCACGCAUUGCCCCAGAGGAACGCUAUGAUAACAAUGAUGCCACCGUCAUGUUCCACUACACCGGCACAACCAUCACAGGAAAGCGACUUGUCUCGGGACCUCCACAGGGAAAUUCCAACACACAAGGAUCUGCUACUCCGACUACUCAACCCCAACCGAUCACAACACAAGCACCAUCUGGUCCAGAUGUUCGUCUUGUCAGUCGUGACAAUAACACACUGAGUGGACGUGUGGAAGUACGCGUCAACGGCGUGUGGGGAACGGUUUGCGACGAUCGCUGGGACUUCAAUGAGGGCAACGUCGUGUGCAGACAGCUUGGUCUGGGAUACGCCACGGACGUCUCAUGCUGUGGACAGGAAGGUAAUGGAGCCGGUCAGAUCUGGCUUGAUGAGUUGCAGUGUGCUGGAAAUGAACAAUCACUGACGGGUUGUCGUCAUUCUGGUCUUGGUAUUCAUAACUGUCUGCACUCAGAGGACGCGGGUGUUACCUGCUCAGGUUCGGGCACUACACCGCAGAGUACAACAUCUCGACGUGUACGUCUGGUGGGUGGUCCGAAUCAGCUGAGUGGCCGUGUUGAAGUGUUUGCACAGAACCAGUGGGGUACUGUGUGUGAUGAUCACUGGACACUGACAGAGGCUGCCGUGGUCUGCAAACAACUUGGUCUUGGCAACCCACUGGCUGCACAUUGCUGUAGUAACCACGGUCAGGGUACAGGAUCUAUCUGGCUGGAUGAUGUACGCUGUACAGGCACUGAGCAGUCACUACUGCAGUGCAGUCAUCCCGGUCUUGGACAACAUAACUGUGCGCACAGUGAAGACGCCAGUGUAGCUUGUGCUCCUGCAUCAUCGGGUUCAUCUGGCUCGGUUGGACAAGCACCGCUUCCUGCAUCCACUACCUCCGAGUCCACCACCACCACCACCUCGCAAUCUACCACUGGUGCAGCGGCAGCGACAACUACAGCCACCACAGACACUGCUGUGUCAAGCUCAGCUAGCUCAGUCGACGACGUCUCCACAGAAUCCAAUCACGUGACUGCACCAGCAAGCGGCUGCUUUGCGCCAGGGAUUCCCCAGAACGGUGGUCGUACCAGCAACCCUGGUGAAGUGUACCAGGUGAAUGACACGGUGACGUACAACUGUGAGAGUGGCUAUAGUCUGAUUGGUGAUAUCACACGCUCGUGUCAACCGUCAGGACAAUGGACUGGAACGUUACCUACAUGUCAAGCAUCAUGAGGUUGAGGACUGACCAGCACGAGCACAGGCACGUCUGCAACGUUCGGCUUGAGCCAUAUUCAUUGACGAACUGGAAGGCACGUGGCAUGCUGUUUGACUUUGCCACUGGCAUCUGUAUGUGGAGUCAAGUAGGUCAACAGUGUCAUCUGUAUGAUACCGAUGUACUAUGCCGAAGCUAGCAGAAUAGGCAUGCAUGCAUGCACUGUGCCCUGCCAGCGAUGUGACACACAGUCAGGCCAUGUGCCAUAUAAUAUUAUUUGUUAUGAUUGCACCACACAGUAUGUUUGCUUGCCAUUUCAACAGCACCGCUGGUCUCACAGCAUCAUGAUCUCUAACGAAUGAGACACUUGAAUUCUGCUCAUUAUCGCCAAAUAAAGUUGUGAAUCUUUCAUGUAUUAAUUCACUGCGUUUACCCUGAUAUGCAUGAUAACUACUCACGCAUGUUAAAUUCUAUCCAUGGACAUCGUGACGUAUGUUCUAUAAUAUGAAUAAUGCAGUUCUGCAAGCUGUGAGAUGAGAGUUAAUCAUAUGAGAACCUCCAUGGUUGCUCGCCUAAAAACGCAGUUAUAACGGUUUGUUGAAACAUAUUGACUGUGGCGUGA